Tetrahymena thermophila SB210 is the source of this 1377-nucleotide messenger RNA. RefSeq lists its product as hypothetical. The record is from RefSeq and is a predicted model, not a curated record. The transcript is spliced from 2 exons. NCBI's taxonomy places the organism in Eukaryota, Ciliophora, Oligohymenophorea, Hymenostomatida, Tetrahymenidae.
AUGUCAUACAUAGAAGUUAUAAAUGAAGAAACCUUUAAGUUUAUAUAAAAAUCUACAGAAUUAAUUUUAUAGUUUAGGGAUUUCGACAAGCAUACAUACCAAAAUUAAUAUGGAUAAGGUGCAGUGGCAUAAGAGCAAAACUAUUAAAAGUAUAUGAACCCAUCUAAUAAUAAUAACAAUAGCAACAAUAAUAAUUUGUAUGAUGAGUAAUUUUAGUUAAUUAAUCAAACUUUCUUUGGGUUUAUACGAAAGCAUGCAUAAAAUUUUUAAAAUUGGACUACUCCAGAAUAAAAAGAGCUUACAAUUGAAAUAUUUGGUUAAAAUAAACUUCAAAUAGCUAGCUAAUAGGUAUCUAAUACUUAAAAUUAAAUUUUCCAGUAAAAUCCUAACUCUUAAGGGGCAAUGUUUUAGGGAGCAGGACAACAAUCAGAAAGCCAUAAACUAGAAGAAUGGAAAUUUUUAUUUCGUCACCUGAACAAUGAAGAGGAAUCUUCUAAUUCAAUUUAAAGAGUAAUGAAUCCUUAGUAAUUUUUAAUGAAUUUAAGCAUUUUAACUAGGAGUUUAUUAAUUUUACUAACUAACACACCUGUUUUCAAGUGCAGAUAAUUUUUGAAAACCAGCAGAAGAGUUCAUUUCACUAAAGGAACAGUUAACGAGUUUGAUUUAAAUUUUUAAAAGGUUCCUUUGAAGCUUGAAGUUUUCUCCAAAAGAAUAUAUCUACUUCAUCAUGUAUUUGAAAUUUAAGUUAAAUAUUUAGUAGAAUAAGAUGAUUUAGGUAAAAUGAGUUAGGAAUCUGCUCAUUUUACUACAAACAAUCUUAAGUAAGGAAAUUUGUAGCUUGUAAACUAAUUUUCCUAAUUCUCUAUCUAUUCUCAUGUAGAUAGCUCUGAUUAAUCUUUUGUAGUUGCCUAGGCUAGCGAAGUUAAUAAACCGUAGACUUAGGUGAAAAAAGUUGAAAAUUAAAAAGAAUAGCUUAAGUAAUCUAAUGUUACAAACUAAUCCAUAUUUGACAUUGACUUUUCUUCUGAAUCUAAUUUUAGCCCACGGAAUUCAUAUUCUCCUCCUUAUUUCCCUUAAGCAAGAUAACAGGCUCCACCUAAAAAAUAUAGUGAAGAUUUAACUCUUUUAGCUUAAAAUAAGAGUGAUGUAAACUUAAUACAAACAAAUUAUAGAGACAAAUCAAAUACAAUAAAUUAAGAAGUAAUUUAAGAGUCAGAAGAAAUUUCUCAAGUACCUAGAAGAAACACAGAAUGUCAAGGUAAAAAGGAUCAACUUUAGGAGUAACUUGAUUUUUUGCUUGAUAAAUUGAUUUAAGUUGGAGAUCCUUUUUAAGGAAAAAAAUAAUUUUAAGAUGUGCUUUAAUCUCUUUAAGUCUGA